UGCCGUGCUCCCCGGGUGGAGUGUGUCCGCUCCUUGUGUAGCUGUGUGGAGGUUUGGAGGUCAGAGGACUCUGCAGUAUCAGAGUGAUGUUUUAGAGACCGUGGUGUUGGUGAACCCGUCAGAGGAGACCGCUGCCUCACAGAUUCGCUCUCUGAUCACGGACUGUGCGGGACAUAAGCUGCUGAUUCUGAGCGGACAGAUCUCUGAACAGGGAGGUGACAUCCUACUGCGAGGCGGAGCGUUCACCUGGCAGCACUUCUCAGACAUUAUCUCAAACCCUGAAGUGAUUGAGCACCUGUCCAGAUCAUCUUCACAGCAGCUGUCAAGGCUUACUGUUUCCUGUCAGGGAGACGGGGGCUGGAGUUCCCUUGGCCAAAGCCAGGAGCAGCAGUCAAUCCAGAAUCUUCUGGAAUACCGCUUGAACCCUGAACCCCACCUCCCAGACAUGGACGGAGUCAAUGAGUUCAGCGAGUAUGUCUCAGAGACUGUGGACGUGCCGUCAUCCUUUGACCUCCUGGAGCCCCCGAACUCUGGAGGUUUUCUGAAGCUGUCCAAACCCUGUUGCUACAUCUUCCCUGGAGGCCGAGGAGACUCCGCUCUGUUCGCUGUGAAUGGAUUCAACAUCCUGGUGGAUGGAGGAUCUGACCGGAAGUCUUGCUUCUGGAAACUGGUUCGCCACCUGGACAGGAUCGACUCAGUUCUGCUCACCCAUAUUGGUGCAGACAAUCUCCCCGGCAUCAACGGGUUGUUUCAGAGAAAGAUUGCAGAGCAGGAGGAGGAACGUAACCAAGGAUCUGGUUCCAGCAGUAAUGGGGACUGGGUGAAGAACCUGAUUUCUCCUGAGCUUGGGAUCGUGUUUUUCAAUGUCCCAGAGAAACUGCGAAUGCCUGAGUCCACGCUGAAAGUGAAGAGAAGCAUCGAAGAAGCAUCUCUGACGUUACAGUACCUCAACAAGCUUGGAAUCACACCAGAGCCUCUGCACAGAGUGGUCAGCAACACCAUUGAACCCAUCACACUGUUCCACAAACUGGGCGUGGGGAAGUUAGACAUGUACGUGUUGAAUCCUGUGAAGGAGAGCAAGGAGAUGCAGUUUUUAAUGCAGAAAUGGGCUGGAAACAGCAAAGCCAAGACAGGGAUUACACUGCCCAAUGGAAAGGAAGGAGAAAUAUCCGUCCCAUAUUUGACAUCAGUCACUGCCCUCAUUGUUUGGAUCCCUCACCGUCCAACAGAAAAGAUAGUCAGGGUGCUCUUCCCUGGAAAUGCACCGCAGAAUAAAAUCUUCGAGGGCCUUGAGAAACUGAAACACCUCGACUUCCUGCGAUACCCUGUUGCCACUCAAAAAGACAUAUCAUCUGGCGCACCUCCCCCCAUCAUCAAACAGACUAAAAUGAGAUCAAGAACUGACAGCAAAGAGAGUCUGAAAUCUUCCCCUAAACCACACUCUAAAACAGCAAAGAAAGAAGCCAGUGGACAGGAGGAAGAGUCAAAGAGCAACAUCACUAAAGAGAACAAAGCAGACAAGAAGGAAGAGAAGAAACCCAAAAGUGAGAGUCUGAAGGCCACCAAACAACAGAAAAACAGUGAGGUGGCCCCAGCAGCAGACAAAAAGUCAGAGAAAAAGAAAAUAUCCAAAACUGCCAAAAAAGAGAAAGCAUCCAAGAUGGAUGAAAAGAAGGACAAAGAGAAAAAAGAAAUCAAGAAAGAGAAACGAGAGGUCAAGAAAGACGAAAAUAUACGAAAAGAAGAGAAAAAAGAAAGCAAAGCCAAGGAGGAUAAAAAGAAGGAUCCGAGCAAACCAGAGCUGAGAAAAAUAACCAAACCUGACCUGAAGCCACUCACUCCUGAAGUUAGAAAAACUCUGCAUAAGGCUAAGACUCAGGCCAAGCCUAAGACAGACAAAAAUAAAGCAGUGAAAGAGGCAGACAAUGUUAAAAAGCCAGUCCCAAAGAACAUCCCAGAGGAAGUGGCUGCGGCAGCUUUGGCUGACAGGUCCAUCGUGUCCUCCCCAGAGGACCUGACCGAGGACUUUGAGGCUCUGAAACAACAAGAGCAGUCUAAAGUAAAGAGUACGCCCAUCGAGAACGAUGUGAUCUCUGGACAUACUAAAAUUUCGUCCUUAAUUUUCCCUCAUGAAAAGGUCACACCUCAAUCCAUUGAAAUGAAACCUGCUUCCCCCAAAUCCCCUGACAAGAAGGAGGAAGACAAAGGCAAGGCGGCAUCAGGACAAAGUGCUGGAACUACAAGCUAUGGCUUUGACAAGAAGUAUGAAGAGGAGAAAAUGGAGAAAUAUGACAAAUACUCCCUCAAAGCUGACAUAAAAGACAGCUCAAAGAAGAGUGAAAGUUCAGAGGAAGAGGGCGAUGUCAUUGAAAAGGCUGAACUGGAAGGAACAGAAGAUGAGGAGGUCCUGAAAUAUAAAACAGACGAAGCCAAAAAGGACAAAAGUGGAAAGGAGUGGGAAAACAAGCCAAGUGAUGCUAAACUUUACUCAACUGCAGCCUUGUCCGGGAAAGUAGCUGCUUCAGCCUCUGAGCAGUUCUCCUUCAUACAAGAUGAGACCAUCCCGGGUUACUCUGAGACCGAACAGACCAUCUCAGAUGAGGAGAUCCACGAGGAAACAGAAGACAGGAUCCCACAGUUGCGCUACGACGUGGGCUCCUAUGAAGUCUCUAUCCCUGAUGUCCCCGGGACUUUUGACUCCAUGCAUGGUAUAAAGGAGAUGAAGGGCUCAGAUGUCAAACCCAAAGCCUUCAUGAGUGGUCAGGAGCCAGAGCUAGCCCCGUACCCUUCCAUCAUUUCUGCUCCUCUAGCAGAAGAGGAGCACAUCUCCUCCGCAACAUCCAUCACAGAGUACGACAAACUCUCAUCAUUUGCAACUUCUGUAGCUGAGGACCAGUCAAUAGCCUCAGUGACAGCGCCUCAGACCGAGGAUGCUGCCAGGAACUCUCUCCUGCUCGACACCACCAACAGUGUCCCCUCUCGACCAGAUGCCAUCCAUGGUAAGGACUAUCUGCACUCAGCAGGAACCAUCUCUCCAACCUCGUCUCUGGAGGACGACAAGUGCUUCAAGUCUCCUUCCUCUGAUGAGUACCAGCCCAAUAUCCCUGAGAUGGAGGCUGAUUCCAAGACCAAAUCAGUCCAUGAAGAGGAAGAUGAUGAGGAAGACGAGGAUGAGGACCAGACUCCAAAUGUUGACAUUCCUCUGGGAAAGCUCCAGGAGGGUUAUGAACAUGCAGCCUCCUUGAUGCUCCAGCAGAAGGAUAAAUCUCCCUCUGCUCCCUUCUCUUCUCAGACCCUCUUCCCCAUGCAGUCCUCUCCCUCACAGGCUGUCAAAGAAAACCAGGCUCUCUUCAGCACAGAGCAAUCUAAGAGUGCUGACACCAAGCCUGUUUCCCCCCCUCCAUCUUUAUCUUUGGGAUUAGAGCCUCACCCCAGGCAGGAGAGUGAGGAAAGAUGUCUGAGUCCAGACGACAGCACCAUGAGGAUGGCCUCACCUACACAGUCUGUGCCCACAAGCAGCGGCUACUCUCCGACAGAGGAAAAGAACUUCAGGACAGAAGAAAAGGAUGAGGCCAUGACCGAUGUUAAAGCUGAUGCCCUUAAAACAGUCACUGUCUCUGACAACACCUCCUUUAUUGCACUGCCAGGCGACAAAACAGAAACUGAAGCGUCAGAAGAAUCUGAAGAAGACCAAGAGGACGAGUGUUACGCUGAAAAAGAUCUAAAGCCUACUGUCAAGGCCAAACUUAUGGAGGCAAAAGAGGGAUGCUUCUUGGAUGAAGACUUCGCCUUUGAAGCAAAAUCUACAAAGAUAGAAACAGAAGUCAAGAGUUCAGACAAAACACAAGUUUCCUUCAGCACAGUAGAGAAACUAAAACCUCAAGUGAUGUAUUCAGACGAAGACGAAGAUGAAAAUGAAGAUGAUUUUCCAAUAGGGGUAGGGUCUAAGCCCUUAACAACUGAUGAAAGUGCGGACGAAACCGAUAUUGCUUUCAAAGAACCUGAGAAAAGUGUUCACUUCAGUCUCUAUGAUUUCCCUGAAAAGCAGGGUAAAGAAAAGGCUGCAUAUAUAAGACAAGACACGCCCUAUGUGCACGGCAAAACAUUCUCUUACAGUGACAUUUAUGACAGCAAAACAAGCUCAGUGGACUCUGAUUCAUAUUGGCAGGAGUCCUUGGAAAAGACAGAGAAGGACAAUGCAAAGAUUGAUGUGGAUCUUCAGAAACAAAAGUCCACUUCCCCAGUCACAACAACGGACAAGACGUCAGAGAAGGAAGGAUUAACAUCUCAUGGAAAAGAUUCUACUGCCUCAUGGCUUCAUUCCUCCUCCUCCUCCUCUACGCCUCCAUUUGAAAGGGAGGUGGAAGGAGAGGAGCCAUAUGAAUACAGCAUGGGAAGCCGGUUGCCUUCAGUGGCCACUUCUUUAUCAUCAGAAAAUGACUCAUUUAAAAGUCAGACUGACGGCACAAAGCCCCAAACGUCCUCCCCAAUGACAGAUGUAGACAAACCUGCUGCCACAGGCUACAGUGAGAAAGGAGCCUGCUUGGAGGUUGAUAUGCGAAAACUAACAGCAAGAGAUGAGGAGGACUAUGAUGAUGAUGUUGUUGAUGAAGAUGAUGAUGAGGAGGAGGAAGACGAAGAGGAGGAGGACGAGGAGGAAGAUGGUGCUGGUGAUUCUUACAUGGAAAAAGGCACCAAAGACAAAUCAGAGAAGGAAGUAAAAAGUCCAAUCAGUGAAAUGUGUGGCUCAAAUAGACCUGAAUUCAUGGUUUCCAUGGCUGGAUAUGGCUUUAACAGUCAGGGCAAGCCAAGUGUGACAGAAAGCAGUGCAAGCUCACUCCAAAAGGCUGAAGACAAGAACAAGGUGGACUCCUCACCCUUCAGUGAAAGGACCAUGGGAAUGGGGGCUACAGGAUUCUCAGGGUACGAGUACUCGUAUCAAAGUGGAAUUAAAGACUCGUCCUCAUCACAUCUGCCUGCCGAUAAAGGGAAAGAGGAUUUCACUGUGAAAUCAUCAGAGGACAGUUAUUACCAGAACGACAGAGCAGAUCCUGACUUUGACAAACGGAAGACACCGGACUUGCUGAGUAAGAAAUCUUUGGACACAAGCUUUCAGUACACAAGCACCGCAGGGCCAGGCUACUCCUCCUCUUCAGCCUACAGCUACUCCUCCUCCACCUCCGGCUCCCUCUCCACCAGCCGGCAGUUUGGGGAGGAGCUGGAAACGCCUGCAGAGCCGCUCUUUGAGUAUUCAUCCUUCAAAGAUGAGCACUCUCCGGUCAUCGAUUCUCCCUACUCGUGCUCUGCUGGCACUAAAGACGACUAUCUCGAAGUGUCAGAAAAACAGAUGACAGCUACAACCAAGGCUGAGUCCUCCUCUAGUUUACCCCGUUUCUCCCCCCUCAGCCCAUUCGAAGAGCCCAAAUCUGUACCCUCUCUCUCAUCCACUGCCUUUGCUGAGGACAAGAAAGAGCGUUCAUUAGGUGGAGUCACGGAUAAAGGCCCUCAGUUGGACUGCUUCUAUAAGCCUGAGUGGUCUGAAGGGUCCAAGCUGGACUCAGCUGUUGGGUUUGGGGCCUCAGCAGGACCUUUUGCUCCACCUGCAGAGUUCUCCAAGGACAAAGAGGCAGCCAGUGCAGCUCUAUUUGGAGUUACAUCCUCACCACGCCCAGAUAUAGAAGGCAAACAUUACUUUGAGGAGACGGAUAGCAGUGAAGAAGAGGAUGAGGAGGCCUUUAUGCGUGACAUGACUCGCAGGUCGCCUUCCAGCGGCCUUGCUGGUAAACUCUCAUUUUCUGAAAUGCCUGUUGGCCAAACCACCAGUGACAAAACAGGUGGAGCACUGCCCGAUGUUCUAGGCACCUACAUGCCCUCAGCCGUCCAGGCUGGCAAGCCAGACACUUCCAAUGGCCCCACAGAAGUCAUCUCAGGUUCCAGCCUUCCUGUUGGAGCUACAGCAAGUGGGGCAUCAGGCCCAGCCAAGGUGGAGCCCAGAGAGGGAGACGCAGGCUACAGGAGCUCCUAUGAGUGGGAGAUGACAAAGAGCCAGAUGGUGCCUGGAGACUCUCCUCCACAUUACCGUCAUGAUGAUGAGUUUGAAGAGGAGUGUGAGAUGGAGCCAGAGCACCCUGCCCGCCCACUCUCACUCUCCUCAUCCAAUCAGCCAUUUCGCUCUCCGUUCUACGCUGAGGAGUGCAGCCAAGGAGGGCAGGAUGAUGAUGAUGAUGAUGAUGAUGACGACAGUGAUCAGGAUGUUCCCGGUCAUGUGUCCCUGGGAGCCACCUCCUCUUACACCAGUCGUUCCUCUCCUGGAUACUCCUCCUCUGAGUGCAGACAGCGUAAAGAGGACCUCUCACCUUCCUUCAUCAACCCGUGCAUGCGGCAGUUAGCCAGUGAUGAAGAUGAUGAUGAGCAAGGGCAAAGAAGCGACCAGUCACAAGAUGGCGAUGAUCUCGAUCUGUCGGUUAAGAAAAGGUCUCACAAGCACCCUCAUGGACACCCGUCUCACAGCAGGGACAGCAGCUCUCUGCACCAAGCUGGAGGCAUGUCGGCAGGACUGGGACUGGCCACAGAGGACACACCGCCCACCUCCAUCAGCGAGUCUCUGGCCUCUCAGUCAGACUCUGAUGUGCCUCCGGGCACAGAAGAAUACCCCUCAGUCUCCGGGGAGGGGAACUUGGAAUCGGAUGAGGAUGCAGACUACAUGCCUGGGGAUAAAUUCUCUGCAGCCGGGGGAGGCAACCAUUAUUCCUCCAGGAGGAGCCAUGACCCUACACCUACCCCCCUCAUGGACCCCAACCCUCACCCUCCACGCCCGGAUGUUUGCAUGGUGGAUCCAGACUCCAUUGAUAACGGCUCUGUGAAGAAAGAGCCAAAAGCCAAGACCUUAAAGAAGACUUCUGCGAAAACCAAAUCAGCAUCCCCUGCCAGGCGCAAGAGGUCCCCAAUGCCGGUCAAACAAACAGCGUCUCCUCGCAGUGCCUCGCUAAAGAAGAAGGAUGUCGACAAGAGCUCUCGUAUGUCCCGUCUGUCGGAUGGACAGGGCUCCAAAGAGGAUGACCUCUCUCGGUCCAGCUACAACCUCAGCAAGGGGCUGACCAAUGGAGUAAAGAGCAAUUCAGGUUCUCAGAAGUCUGGCUCUGCGGCUGCCUCUGGCCUUCCGAUCUACGUGGACUUGGCCUACAUUCCCAACCACUGCAGCGCCAAGAACGUGGACCAGGAGUUUUUCAAACGUGUUCGCUCUGCAUACUAUGUGGUGAGCGGUAACGAUGCUGCGAGUGGUGAACCUAGCCGGGGUGUUCUCGAUGCGCUGCUGGACGGCAAAGCUCAGUGGGGAUCAAACCUGCAGGUGACUCUGAUCCCAACCCAUGACACCGAGGUGACCCGGGACUGGUACCAGCAGACUCACGAGAAGCAGCAGGAGCUGAACGUCAUGGUCCUGGCCUCCAGCAGCACCGUGGUCAUGCAGGACGAGUCUUUCCCCGCCUGCAAGAUUGAGUUCUAACAUCCUGAAGUAGAUGUGUUUAAGAAGGCUCUGAUGUGAUGCUCUGUGUCUGCCUCACACUCUGCUGGAACAGAACCAGAUCAGUCUUCAUUCAUUAGUCCGUUGUGACUUGCUCUGUUUGGUUUCAGGUGUUCUUUACUGUCAUCACUGCAUCAUUGUGACCCCGUCCUGUCAGCUUUUAUUUUGAAUCCCUGUAGUGACGUCUAUGAUUAUCUAUGAGGAGACAAACUGCCCGUUGUAUUAUAAAUAAAAACCUUAUAUAGGAAAAUAUAGGACCUGAUGGUUGGCUGCUUGACGUCUAAUUAGACUUAAUGGAAGCACAAGUUUUGUACCUUAAGGCAUCAAAGCAACAGAAAGAUUUCAGUGAUUCCCAAAUGUAAUUUCUUUAGCAUGUGAUCACAGGGGAUCACUAAUAAGACCAGUGUUCACUGACAGAACAUACUCAUGGUUCAGUGGUGACAUAGAGAGACAGAAGACGUUGUGAUAGAUCUUCAUUGAGUCUUCAUUAGUAAAUAUACAGAAAUAGAACCACGCCGUCAUCCGACCGUUCUUAAAGUACGACGUCAUGUUUUUAAAGCUUUUUUUUGUGUUUUCAUUUCACGUCUGGACGUAGAGGAGGGUGAGGAGCACUUCCUGUUUCUUUCAACUGAGACUAAAGUCACAUCAACAGAUCUUUAUAAAUGUAGAGGGAAAUAGUCGGACUCAUCCACUGGAACAUGAGGAACUUCAUCAGGAAUACGAAGAACAUGAGGAAGACGAGGAGUGAGGAAGACGAGGAGCGUGAGGAGCAUGUGUCCGUUCAGUCUGUUUGAAGGAGGAGAUUUUAGCAGACGGUCACAUGUGCCUUUGUGUCGCGCUGAGCUGCUUUGUCUGUGACUCAUCAACGGGACUUUGAACGCACCACCUCAGUAUUCAGGUUUCCAGUUCCUGCAGCUGCCACAUGAAGAAGCACAAACAGAAAGCCGUGCGCAAACCUCAGAGCUCUUUUUUAAUGUAUGAAGAUACAUGUUGACGUUCAGCCUGUGAAAUGUUGUUUCUUUGAUUUAUUACAGACGUUUGGGUUUGUAGAAGAGUCACUUCAUCGAUGCUUCUGUUCUUCCUCCAGCGGGACGUCAGUGGAUGUUUUUAACUCUCUUCUUACAGCGUGUGACGGACGGUUUGAUACUUUGAUAAGUUUUGUUUGUAACUUUUUAACCAGGAACAGAAACCGUCUGUCACAUGACCUUCGCCCUUCAUUUCAUUUUCUCUGAUUCCUCCUGAUGCAUGAACAGACGCAUGUUAGGAAAGAUGACGGCUUCUCGGGGAGCCGAGCGGCUCUAGUUUGAAUGUGAAGAUGCAGUUUACCUUUAUGUUCUCAGUGGAGGACUUAGAUCUCCUGGUUGCCUUGGUUACUGUGCAUCAUACGGGCACAUGGACAGGAAGUAAAUCACUGCUGUGUGCGGGAUGAACCUGCAGUAGUUCCUCCAACAGAUUAACUUUGACAGAUGUCUUUUUUUUUGACGGCUGAUUAAAGUGUCAGAAUUCAUCGGACUCACACGGCGGCCAUUUUCCUCUGAUGUCACGCUCAUGUUCUGGUUCCACAAAAAAAAAAUCGUCCAAUCAUGUUUGAGCAGCUGUGGCUGUUUUCAGGCUGAAAGCGAGCAGGAAGAGAGCAAAGAGAAAUAACCAGAAGACACAACCAAUCAGAGAACAGCUGACUGAUUCAAACAUCUGAUUGGACAACAAUCAAAGAGGAAGCAGAGUCAGGUUUAAAGGCGGUUUCAGACAGGUGUGUAGGAGAGGUAUUCAUUGGACAAACAUGGCAGAUAAACUCACACACGGUUACACAAAAACAUUGGCACCGUUUAGAUAAAUAUCAAACGGGAGAAACGGGAGAUUUCCUACAUUAAUACAGACCUUCAACACAGCAGGGAGCUGGAGCGUCAGAGUGAUGUCAGAGGGGAAUGACCUCACAGUUUGUGUGACAAACAUUGAGGAGGAAUGACAAGCUCUGCCCAAUCUGAGAAAAAUCCAGUCUCAAUUUCUCUGAUGGGUUUAACGGUGACAUCACUUCCUGUUAACCCAGUCAGCCAAUGACGGUUGACGUGUACUCUGCAUUCCUGUUUAAUACUGCUUCAGUGUAAAGGCUCAUUAUGAACAAAUCAGAAGCACUCAUCACUCAGACUCAAACUGCCAGACACAUUUGAAUCUUGUACUUUUUCUUACAUAGAAAACCUGCUGCCUUUAUAUCCCAAUCACCAAAAGAGAUCGGAGGCACUCAUCAAACAGACAGUUGGUUAUAGUGAGCCCUGCUUGUACGUGCAUGUGUAUCGUAAUAGCUGCAUACAUAACAUAGAAAUGCUAUAAUAAAUAAAGAUGUAUAUUUAAGAAGCUGAAGGAGGAACAUGUGAGCUGCUGUAUAGAACGCUGCGUGAUCAUUUCUUCCUCUUUCUGCUUCAGGCUUCUUUCAUCUCUUGUAUUAAGUGCAAUACUCCCUCUCUUUGAAGGCUUCAGAGGUCAAAUAUAAGUCAAAUAACAGAUCUAUUGUUCAAAAGGGAAUAAGUGACCAAUAAAAUCAUCAUUUACUGAC
Messenger RNA from Labrus bergylta (ballan wrasse), 10073 nucleotides. The record is from RefSeq and is a predicted model, not a curated record. Lineage: Eukaryota; Metazoa; Chordata; Actinopteri; Labriformes; Labridae.